CUUGCGCUUUACUUUCGGGAAUAGACCCUCGCUUGACAGGAAAGGUGUACAGAUGUACACAGCCUGAGCCCUUGGCUAUGUAAAGAGAUCAUCUAACUCGCGUCAGUGUUACUGGAAUAUAUUAAAAAGAGUUUCUGUCCGGCCAUACUUGGAAAGCAGAUCCAGUCCGUGUUACAGCACGAAAGGUUUCUGGGGAUGUUGUAAAAGUUGCCCAUGGACAAAACGACACGGAAGUGCUAGCUAGCUAGGCUGCUAACUGGCUUGAGUCUGUAUUUCGGGACAAACUGGGAUGGACCUGGGCAGGCUGUGUCGGAAAAUGAGGAUGAGCAAAAAGGGCGACGCCACCUCCUCUGUCCCGAAGAGAGGUUUGGAGGUCCAGUUCUAUCUGCCGAUCAGGCAGCUGCACGUCCUGAAGGACACCCGCACAGCGGAGGAUCUGUGCAUACAGGCAGCCAGGGAGUGCAACAUUUCUCCUCUUUGUCACAACCUGUUUGCCCUCUACAAUGAGACUGAAGAUAUCUGGUACCCGCCGAAUCACACGUUCCACAUCGAUGAGGGAGUCUGCAUGAAGCUGCAUUACCGCAUGAGGUUCUACUUCACCAACUGGCAUGGCACAAAUGAGAACGAGUCUCCAGUGUGGAGACACUCCCUCAGCAGGCAGAGAAACGGUUCGCAGCGGGGCCCUGAGGGUACCCCGCUUUUAGAUGCCCCCUCCCUGGAGUACCUGUUCGCACAGGGUCAGCAUGACUUCUUGAAAGGUUGGGCCCCGGUACGCAGCCCACAAAGUGAGGGGGAGAUUCACGAAAUUGAGAAUGAAUGUCUGGGAAUGGCUGUGCUGGCCAUCUCGCACUGUGACAUCAACAGACAGCACCCCCUGCCCGGGACAUCCAGAGAGAUCAGCUAUAAGAAACACAUACCGGAAAGCCUGAACAGAGCCAUCAAGCAGCGCAACUUCCUUACCAGAGUCCGCAUCAACAACGUCUUCAAGAACUUCCUCAAUGAGUUCAACAGCAAGACCAUCCAGGACAGCAAUGUGACCGCGCACGACCUGAAGGUCAAGUACCUGUCCACCCUGGAGACCCUGACCAAGAACUUCGGCUGCGAGCUCUACGAGCCCCGGGUGCUGCUGAUCUCCUCCGAGAGCCAGAGCUUGCUGGAGUACACCUACGACGAAAUGAACCCCCUGGUGUACGAGGUGCAAGUUUCUGGAAACAGUGGGAUCUCGUGGCGCAAGAAGCCGGCUGAUAACGUGCCAAUGACAGGCAAUAACGGCUGGGAGCUGUUUUCUGACUUCCACGAGAUCACACACAUCGUCAUUAGGGACUAUGCCGUCACCGUCUACAAACAGGACAAUAAAAAGAUGGAACUGCACCUGGACACCGGAGCCAGGGCGCAGGCCUUCGCCGCCCUGGUGGACGGGUACUUCAGGCUGACGGUGGACGCGCAUCACUUCUUGUGCACGGACGUGGCGCCGGCCUCGGUGGUGCAGAACCUGCAGAACGGCUGCCACGGCCCCAUCUGCACGGACUACGCCACCCAAAAACUGCGGCAGGAGGGUAACGAGGAGGGCGUAUACGUGCUGCGCUGGAGCUGCACUGACUACGGCCAUAUCCUCAUGACUGUCACCUGCAAAGAGGACGACCCUGUUGAAUCCAGACAGAAGUGGCAGCAUAAGAACUUCCAGAUCGAGGUGACGGCGAAUGGGUGGCAGCUUUGCGGGACAGACAGCUUCUGGCCCUCCCUGAAAGAGCUGAUGACGAACCUGUCCGGGCAGGUCCUGCGCACCGACAACGUCAGCUUCCACCUGAAGAGGUGCUGCCCGCCCCAGCCUCGAGAGAUCUCCAACCUGCUGGUGGUGACAAGAAACAGAGUUCCCGAGUCCCAUAAUCCCAUGCAAGACUGUCAGCUCAGCUUUCACAAGAUUGACAACGAGGAGAUAGUCCAGGACGAGCACCUGGGCACGGGGACCAAAACCGACAUCUACUUGGGCUGGCUUAAGAUGAAGACCGAGGAGGACGGUGGAUCGCAGGAGGUGAAGGUGGUGCUGAAGGUUCUGAAGCCCAGCCACAGAGACACGUCCCUGGCCUUCUUCGAGACGGCCAGCAUGAUGCGGCAGGUCUCCCACAAGCACAUCGUUCUGCUUUACGGCAUCUGUGUCCGCAACCUGGAGAACAUCAUGGUGGAGGAGUAUGUGGAGCAAGGCCCACUCGACGUCUUCCUGCACAGGAAGCGUACUUUACUGGCCACCCCGUGGAAGUUCCAAGUGGCCAAGCAGCUGGCCAGCGCCCUCAGCUACCUGGAGGAUAAGAAGCUGGUCCACGGGUACGUUUGUGCCAAGAACAUCCUGCUGGCACGGGACGGCCUGGAGAAGAAGGGUGGCCCCUUCAUCAAGCUGAGCGACCCGGGCAUCCCCGUCACCGUGCUCUGCAGAGGGGAGUGCGUGGAGAGGAUCCCGUGGAUCGCCCCGGAAUGCGUCAAGAACACGAAGGACCUGAGCGUGGCGGCCGACAAGUGGGGCUUCGGCACCACGCUGUGGGAGAUCUGCUACGACGGCGAGGUGCCCCUCAGAGACAGGACGCUGCCAGAGAAGGAGCAGUUCUACGCGGCCCGCGGCAUGCUGCCGACUCCGGAGUGUGAGGAGCUGGCCAGCCUGAUGACGCACUGCAUGAACUAUGACCCCCGCAAGAGGCCCUUCUUCAGAGCCAUCGUCAGGGACAUCAACAUGCUGGAGGAGCAAAACCCUUCCAUCAAGCCAGUACCUACCCAGGAGAUAGACCCUACCAUAUUUGAGAAGAGAUUCCUGAAGAAGGUUCGGGAUCUGGGAGAGGGUCACUUUGGGAAGGUGGAGCUCUGCAGAUACGACCCCUGGGGCGACCGCACCGGUGAGCUGGUGGCCGUUAAGUCUCUGAAGCCGGAGAAUAGGGAGGAGCAGAGCAGUAACCUGUGGUGCGAGAUCGACAUCCUGAAGAAGCUGUACCACGAGAACAUUGUCAAGUACAAAGGCAUCUGCACCGAGGAGGGAGGAAGAGCCAUCAAGCUGAUUAUGGAGUUCCUGCCGGCCGGCAGCCUGAAGGAGUACCUACCCAAGUACAAGGCCCAGACUGACCUGAAGAUGCUUCUAAUGUACGCUGUUCAGAUAUGCAAGGGAAUGGAUUACCUCGGAUCCCAGAACUACAUCCACCGGGACCUGGCGGCUCGGAACGUUCUGGUGGAGAACCCGAAUACAGUCAAGAUCGGCGACUUCGGCCUGACCAAGAGCAUCAAGGACAACGAGUGUUACUAUAAAGUGAAGGACGAUCUGGACAGCCCUGUGUUCUGGUAUGCCCCCGAGUGCCUGGUCCAGUGCAAGUUCUACAUAGCGUCGGAUGUGUGGUCCUUCGGAGUGACCCUGUACGAACUGCUGACCUACUGCGAGACGGACUGCAGCCCCAUGGCGGAGUUCCUGAAGAAGAUUGGAUCCACCCAUGGCCAGAUGACCGUGACCAAGCUGGUGAAUAUCCUGCAGCAGGGCUGGAGGCUGCCCUGUCCAGAGAACUGCCCGCAGAAGGUCUAUGCUGUGAUGAGCAAGUGCUGGGAGAACUCCCCGCAGAAGAGGAUCGACUUCAAAGGGCUGAUCGCGGCUUUCCAGCAGAUGCUGUCGGAGAGGCCGUGAUCACGAGAACCUGCCUUAAAGACAUUCCAAUCAAUGAAAGUGACCGCCGGACAUAUGAACCUUUAAUUCAGCACUUAAUUGUAAAUAUAUCUAAGUAAACAUUUAUUGUUGUGUCGCGUUUCCUGCAUGAUUACCACUGGCAUUAAGUUUUCAUUCUGCUUAGUUUUUGUUCUGUCAGCCAUUUAAUCCGUCAAUAAAUGAAGAUAUAUUUGUAUGACAUAUUCCCAGAGGCUGUAAAUCAAAGAAUAACAUAAAGCUGAAGACAGACCGUCCUCACGCAUGUGCAGUGAUUUCAUUACCCUAGGAGACGAGGCACAGCGCUUAUGAAUCCGUGCGCCGGAGGCCCGCAGGAUGACGUGUAUGUACACAGCCCAUGCUGUGAGCCGGCAGUCAUAUUCACACACAUGCUCAUGAGUGAUUGGAGCCGUUCAUUCUGGAGGACACGCCACAGCGUGCCGUUGUCACGUGACGAUACGCCCCAUUCCUGCUGGCAAGGCUUCAGAGCCAACCCUUUCUAUCUACAGAUAAACUCAGUGUUGGAAGUGUUACCCCUUUUAGAAGGAGACUUGCAUUCCUACCGUGAUCAUCUUACAAAAAGUCGAUUCAGAAGCAUUGGAGUGGCCUUUUCUGGCCUGAAUCACUUGGCCACCCUACACCUCCAUCAGCUGGGCACCGCUUUAGAUGCGCAUUUGAACCUAUUAAUUAACUCGUAACUAGCUUGCUUAAAAGUGAUGGAAAUACAAUAGACCUUCACAAGUGUAUAGAAAGACAGCAA
Megalops cyprinoides (Indo-Pacific tarpon) is the source of this 4427-nucleotide messenger RNA. RefSeq names its product Janus kinase 1 (gene jak1). The transcript is spliced from 24 exons. Gene Ontology annotation, cellular component: membrane; cytoskeleton; cytosol. NCBI's taxonomy places the organism in Eukaryota, Metazoa, Chordata, Actinopteri, Elopiformes, Megalopidae. Gene Ontology annotation, biological process: intracellular signal transduction; hemopoiesis; tyrosine phosphorylation of STAT protein. Gene Ontology annotation, molecular function: cytokine receptor binding; ATP binding; non-membrane spanning protein tyrosine kinase activity. The record is from RefSeq and is a predicted model, not a curated record. The coding region runs from base 290 to 3652 and encodes 1120 amino acids.